Messenger RNA from Lasiosphaeria miniovina, 798 nucleotides. RefSeq lists its product as uncharacterized. Lineage: Eukaryota; Fungi; Ascomycota; Sordariomycetes; Sordariales; Lasiosphaeriaceae. Gene Ontology annotation, molecular function: hydrolase activity, acting on carbon-nitrogen (but not peptide) bonds. The record is from RefSeq and is a predicted model, not a curated record. Bases 1 to 798 code for a protein of 265 amino acids. The transcript is spliced from 2 exons. Gene Ontology annotation, biological process: carbohydrate metabolic process.
AUGUCACUAUGGUACUUUAAUGUCAAGGAGCCAGAGGCAACACCUAACAGUGUUAAUCUUGGGGGUGGCUUCGGUGGAGACGCGAGCGUGCUAGCCCGUCAAACGGCCAGCACCGUCCCCCGUGGCACCAUCAUCAGUCACUGCACGGUACCCAGCGUGGUGGCAUUGACGUUCGACGACGGCCCAUACAAAUACACGGGACACGUCUUGGAUAUCCUAGACCAGCACAAUGCCAAGGCCACCUUCUUUGUCAAUGGUGACAAUUGGAUACAGGGGCUCGAUGAUGAGUCAACGCCCUGGCCCGGACUUCUACGGCGAAUGGUGAGCUCGGGACACCAGGUUGGCUCGCAUUCAUGGUCACAUGUGGAUAUGACAACGGCCGACUCGAGCAUGAGGCAGCAGCAGAUGCACGAUCUCGAGCAGUCGCUCUCCAACGUGCUCGGAAUGUACCCAGCCUACUUUCGACCGCCCUAUGCGACCUGCGAACAGCAAUGCCUGGUGGAGCUGGAUCAGAUGGGAUACCACAUUGUCAACUUUGACGUCGACACAAAGGACUAUCUCUACAAUACGCCAGACACGAUCCAGACGUCUAUUGACAGGUUCUCGCAGGCCUUGGACGCCGGCCGGGAGCAAGACUCGUUCCUGGUUCUCAGCCACGACGUGCAGGAGGAGACUGCAAACGUUCUCGUCGAGUUUAUGCUCAACAAGAUCGAAGAGCGCGGCUACAAGGCGGUGACGGUAGGCGAGUGUCUGGGCGACCUGCCGGAGAACUGGUACCAGGCGCCUCGAUCUGUUUAG